Cutaneotrichosporon oleaginosum is the source of this 1092-nucleotide messenger RNA. RefSeq lists its product as uncharacterized. NCBI's taxonomy places the organism in Eukaryota, Fungi, Basidiomycota, Tremellomycetes, Trichosporonales, Trichosporonaceae. The record is from RefSeq and is a predicted model, not a curated record.
CUGCUAUCGACCACCUGCCACUUCGUGACCUCAUCGAAGCCAAGCACGGGCAGCAUCGUGCAGAGGUCGUCCAAUCGCGCUGGGUCCGGUUCGCAGCGCAGCGCGCUGGUGGGCGAAGGCGGCGAGGGUGCGAGGCGUGAGAGCGGGAGGCGACAGGUUGCGGUCGUGAGCGCGAACCUUGGCAUCUGGGCAAGUCUUGGCGCCGCCCCGUGACCACUGGCAUCAACUUCCCGCGCAUGGCACCUCCCCCGGCCUCCGGCUCACAGUUCAGCCACUAACCCCCGCCCUCGCCAAGUGCCCAGCCGCCAAGCAGGGCCAUGGCAGAUGGUGAGGAUGUUGUGUGCGGCUGUGUGAGCACAAAAGGCCGGCCAGCCAGCAUCGAGUGCUCCAUCCCCACUGAUACCCACACUCACUAUGCGUUUCCCCGUCCUUGUUUCCGUUGCUGCCCUCGCUGCCUCCGUCUCGGCCUCGCCCGCCAAGCGCCAGGACGCAUGCGCUACCCAGUGCGACUUUGAGCAGAAGUUCUGCGCCUUCCGCGAGUCGCCCGACUGCGCGACCGUGUGCACCGCUGCCGAGUACAACAAGUGGGUGGCGUGCCACGCGUGCCAGCUCCAGGCGGGCAACACGGCCGAGGCCGACGCGCUCAAGACGGCGAUUGCGCGCCUCGCCGCCGGCUGUCUCUCGACCGGCAACGGCCUGACCGGCGGCUCGACUUCGGCCCUCGCGUCGGCGACUGGCGCCGCCCCGGCUUCCGCCGCGUCCUCCGCCCCCGCCGGCGCCGUCGUCGACGCCGCCUCGCCCUCGGGCUCCGCCUCCCCCAUGGCCUCGGUCGCGUCCUCUGCCUCGGCCGCCAUGAGCUCUGCCAUGAGCUCCGCCGCCUCGGCUGUCGCAUCCGGCUCGGCUGCCGCCCCCUCGGCUUCGGCUCCCGCCGCCUCCACCACCUCCUCGGGCGCCAUGGGCAACGCUGUUCCCGUCCUUGCUGGUGUUGUCGGCGUCGCUGCCGCGCUCCUCGCCUGAUCCCCUCUUAGUCUGGAUUCCGUCGUUUACCAUCAUUUAAUACCGUUCAGAAGUAUGGAGGGACUUUGAUCGCAU